Molecule: messenger RNA, 708 nt
Organism: Beta vulgaris subsp. vulgaris (sugar beet)
Lineage: Eukaryota; Viridiplantae; Streptophyta; Magnoliopsida; Caryophyllales; Amaranthaceae
Exons: 1
Coding region: 1-708 (235 amino acids)
Source: RefSeq, a predicted model, not a curated record
AUGGAUGAGUUACCUCAAGUCCAACAGAACAUUGAGGAGCUCACAAAGACUUGUCUAUUUGGAAAAAUUCUGGGAGACCCAUUAGAUAUGCGAACCAUUAUAUCAAAAUCCAAAGCUGAUUGGAAAAUGGUGAGAGGGGACGUUGAAUACCAUGAAAUUGGUAAUCAAUGGCUCCUGUUACGUUUUGCAAACUCAUCAGACAGGGGGUUGGUUUGGGAGGAGCGCCCCUGGCAUAUGCAAGGGGAACUCCUUGUACUCCAACCAUGGAGGCCCUUUUUUGAUCCUUUCUCUGAAGAAAUCCAGAAUGCUGACCUUUGGAUUAGAAUUCCUCAUUUCCCUGCUGAGCUACUAAAUGCCCAAUCAGUAGCGAAUCUUGUCGAAAGAAACAAUGUUGGUAAGUUCAUUCGUUUAGACCAACGGUCUAUCUUGCGAAACGAAUUUUGUUUCGCAAGAGCUUGUAUCUCAGUCAACAUUUUAGAACCCCUAAAAACUUAUGCUGAAAUAGUGAGAAAAGGUGGAAAAACUUUUGGCUAUUUAAUUUGGUUUGAGGACUUCUCUGAAGGCUGUGCUUUUUGUGGUGAGUCUUCUCACAUAAUUGAUGUUUGUCCAUUACUUCACUCACCUCCCAUGGAAGUGAAGAUAGUUCUUGAAAAAGCUCGCCCUGUUGCUAACAUGGCAGGUGAGAGGCCCACCCCAUGUGCUAGGUAA